AUGCGUUUCACCGUCGCGCUCACUACUCUGGUCGCCGCCGCCAUGGCCGCACCUCUCGAUACACUUGCUGCCCGCGCUGACGAGCUCAAUGCCGCCAUCCAGGCUCUCGCCGCUGAGAACCCUGAGGAUGCCGAGGCCGCUAAGGGUCUACUGGGCCGUGACAUCAACCCUAAUGUCCAGCUUACGAACGACGACGAGCAGGAGGAAGUCUUCAAGCGCGAGGACGAUCUCAACGCCGCCAUCCAGGCUCUUGCUGCCGAGAACCCUGAGGAUGCCGAGGCCGCCAAGGGUCUCCUGGGUCGCGACAUCAACCCCAACGUUCAGCUUACCAACGAUGAUGAGCAAGAGGAGGUCUUCAAGAGGGAUAUUAACCCCAACGUUCAGUUGACAAACGACGAUGAGCAGGAGGAGGUUUUCAAGAGGGACAUCAACCCCAACGUUCAGCUCACCAAUGAUGACGAGCAGGAGGAGGUUUUCAAGCGCGAUAUCGACCCCAACGUUCAGUUGACAAACGAUGAUGAGCAGGAGGAGGUCUUCUAA
Colletotrichum fioriniae is the source of this 540-nucleotide messenger RNA. RefSeq lists its product as uncharacterized. The record is from RefSeq and is a predicted model, not a curated record. NCBI's taxonomy places the organism in Eukaryota, Fungi, Ascomycota, Sordariomycetes, Glomerellales, Glomerellaceae.